Molecule: messenger RNA, 1102 nt
Organism: Populus trichocarpa (black cottonwood)
Lineage: Eukaryota; Viridiplantae; Streptophyta; Magnoliopsida; Malpighiales; Salicaceae
Product: succinate dehydrogenase subunit 5, mitochondrial
Exons: 4
Coding region: 89-808 (239 amino acids)
Biological process (GO): tricarboxylic acid cycle
Cellular component (GO): respiratory chain complex II (succinate dehydrogenase)
Source: RefSeq, a predicted model, not a curated record
UUUUCACAUUUUGCCCUUCAAAAUUUCCUCUCAACAAAAAUUCUCACUGCAAAUCACCGAAGAGCUUGAUAUCAAAAAAGAAGAAAAAAUGGAGAAGAUGGGAGCACUGAGAACUAUAUACAGGGCAGCCUGCCUUGGAUCUUCGCGUUCUGCUGCUAUUAGCCAAAGCCAGCUCCGUCACCACUUGGCUUCUCGAUCUCUUUUCACUGUCUCUGCGCCUUCAGUUUCAACUACUCCCAAACGCAUCCCUUGCGAUUUCAGGUCUCCUUUUGCAAUGAGCCUAGGAAGUUCACGAUCUUUUAGCGAGGAUGUAACUCACUUUCCUGACAUUAAAGAUCCUGAAAUUUUAAAUGUUUUCAAGGACUUGAUGGCUACAAAUUGGGAUGAGCUCCCUAAUGCAGUUGUCAGUGAUGCAAAGAAAGCAUUGUCUAAAAACACUGAUGACAAGGUUGGCCAGGAGAUCCUGAAGAAUGUUUUCCGUGCAGCUGAAGCUGUUGAAGAAUUUGGUGGUAAGAUCAUGUCUCUGAAAAUGGAACUUGAUGACAUCAUUGGAUUGAGCGGCGAGAAUGUAAAACCUUUGCCGGAGUUGCAUGCUAAUGCAAUUCGUACUUUUUAUCAACGGUAUGCUGCGUAUUUGGACUCAUUUGGGCCUGGUGAAGGUUAUUUGAGGAAGAAAGUAGAGACAGAGUUGGGAUCAAGGAUGAUAUACUUAAAGAUGAGAUGCUGCGGCCUUGGUGCUGAGUGGGGGAAGGUUACGGUUCUUGGCACUUCUGGGCUUGCUGGCUCUUAUGUUGAGCAAAGAGCUUAGGGUUGCAGUUUGGAAAGAUUUGAGCUUUCAGAAUUUUGAACCAUGUUUUUGAAUAGUUGGAGACAGAAUGUGGUAUUCCUCUGAAAAAAUCUUCCAAGUUGAAGUUCUUGGUUGUUAAAUAAUAGCUUAUCUAUGUUGACAAUUUAAAACUGUUGUUUCCUCCAGUUGUUAAGUUUCGUCUUACAAAUUUCCUUCCUUGUGAUGGUUAAUAACUCUCUCUUCCAAAAUAAGGUACUGUUGCAAUGGUUUGGCCAUGGGCAAGUAAAUAAGUGGAAGUUUUUCCCUUGGUUUGAA